This is a messenger RNA of Limulus polyphemus (Atlantic horseshoe crab), 1225 nucleotides long. RefSeq names its product protein amalgam-like. The transcript is spliced from 6 exons. NCBI's taxonomy places the organism in Eukaryota, Metazoa, Arthropoda, Merostomata, Xiphosura, Limulidae. Gene Ontology annotation, cellular component: neuron projection. The coding region runs from base 73 to 744 and encodes 223 amino acids. The record is from RefSeq and is a predicted model, not a curated record.
AACCAGGUUAGCGAGAAGCUGAGUCUUAUCCGAGUCAGCAGGAGCCAGAUAGGAGCGUACUUGUGUAUAGCGAUGAACGGUGUGCCUCCUUCAGUCAGUCAAAGAAUGCUUCUUCAAAUAUACUUUCAACCCGAGGUGAAGAUUAAAAACAGUAAAAUUGGUGCUCACCUCGGAGCCACGGCUCUCCUGAGUUGUCAUAUAGAAGCUCUCCCAUUUCCGGAGAUUGUGUGGGACAAGAACGUUGACACGAAAAUUACUUCUGGAUUGAAACACGAAAUAGAUGUGGCGAUAAAGAAAUAUCAAAUCCAGAGUGUUCUCAGAGUUAGAAACCUUCAACCUUUCGACUUCGGAAUGUACAAAUGCAUUGCUAUAAACAGUCUUGGUAGGACAGAAGGAGAAAUUCAGUUGUAUGAAAUUCCAUGGCCUACUUUGACACCUACAACCAUGGUUCUUUCGAUGUCGUCUACGUCACAGGGAACGAGUUCAUGGAACGGCAUGCCAAAUCUUAGUGAGCUCGUUGGGGAUCAUACACACUCUCCUAAGGAACUACCCCAAGCAGCUAAAGAGGGUUCCUCGCUGUACGAUGAAACAUCAAACGCUCGUGGAAGUAAAAGUGUGGAGUUGAAUGAGCCAAGACAACCAUCGGUUAGUGGACACAAGGGAAACAGCCAAAGUGUGACGUCAUCAGUUUCUGUGUUCGGUUUCUGUGUCCUUCCCUUCAUCGUGCUUGAGGUUAUUACGUGAUAUAACACAGUCGUUGAAUGUUUGUGAUCUUAUUUCUGUUUCAAGUUAAAAAGUAAAAAUAAAACAACAAUAAAAAAAAACUCCAAUGGAAUAGAGAAGUAAUGCGCUCAAAGAAACUCACUGGACCAACUUGUUUGGCGCCACCUGGUAGCGGCCCUGGGCAAAUGACAGAUGGACUGGAUAGAAACUGCAUUUGCUUAUCUGUAUUUUUGUUCUUGUUCUUCUGUUAUUAAUGCAUGAAACAUCAACGGGAUGAUUAAAAUAUCAAGUGUUUUAUGUAAUUCAUGUCUAAUCUAGGAGCGAAGUAAACGUACAAUAGUAUUAAAAUAAUUACUAUUUGGUCCUAUAUUUUAGGAGUUCUGAACAUUGUUGAUUUUAUUAGCUUUUGCUUCACAAUUUGAAUUACGUACAACCGAAACGUCAUGCUAAAACUGAGCAACUCCUGUACGACUUCAUAGAAAUAAAAGUGUAACAAGUGUGA